Messenger RNA from Talaromyces marneffei, 915 nucleotides. RefSeq lists its product as uncharacterized. Gene Ontology annotation, molecular function: oxidoreductase activity. The record is from RefSeq and is a predicted model, not a curated record. Lineage: Eukaryota; Fungi; Ascomycota; Eurotiomycetes; Eurotiales; Trichocomaceae. The transcript has a single exon. The coding region runs from base 1 to 915 and encodes 304 amino acids.
AUGUCUAAUUCGUCUAUUCAAAAGGUAGUUGUUGUCGGCGCAAGUGGCAGUGUGGGCAAGUCCACAGUCAAGGCCCUGCUCGGGGAGGGUUUUCAAGUCACCGGAGUCACUCGCGAGACCUCAAAAGCAACCCUACCAGAAGGUGUGCGGCACAUCAAAUCUGAAUACUCCGAAGCAUCACUGCGUGAAGCUUUUGAUGAUCAAGAUGCAGUCAUUAGCACAAUAGGCAGCAUAACUCCCGGAGAGGCAUUGACCAUACAAAAACAGCUUAUUGAUGCCGCCAUUGCGGCCGGUGUUAAGGUCUUCUUCCCUUCAGAAUACGGCAUUGAUACCUCGGACCCUUCUGCACAAGAGUAUAUUCCGUUUCUUGCGGAUAAGAUCCAGACUCUCGACUAUCUCAAGACACAGCAAGAUAAGAUCUCAUGGACAGCAGUAGUCUCAGGAUCAAUGUUCGACUGGGGGUUGGAUAUCCCUGGCUUUGGAGGAUUAAACGUCCCCGCGAGUACCGUCACGAUUUUCGACGGAGGCGACAUUUCCUUUGAAGCGACAAAUCUAUUUCAAGUCGGCAGGGCCAUCGCCAAGUGCUUGAAGAAGCCGGAUCUUAGCAAGAAUCAAUAUGUCUAUGUGAACAGUUUUACGGUCACACAGAAUCGUGUCCUAGCAGCUCUUGAAAAGGCAGCUGGAAAGAAAUUUACUGUCUCGGAAAGCACCGUAGAGCAGCUCUGGGCAGAUGGAGCCGAGAAUGUGAAGGCUGGGCAGCCAAUGGGUAUUCUGGCUAUGAUUGCUGGAGCUAUCUAUGGGAAAGGAGGAUUGGCUCGGUUUUCCAUGACAAAGGGAUUGUGGAAUGAGAAGUUGGACUUGCCGCAGGAAGACUUGGAUGAAUGUGUGAAGGAAUAUUUAGCAGGGAAGAAGUAG